This is a messenger RNA of Betta splendens (Siamese fighting fish), 1022 nucleotides long. Its product is annotated as glyoxalase 1. The transcript is spliced from 6 exons. NCBI's taxonomy places the organism in Eukaryota, Metazoa, Chordata, Actinopteri, Anabantiformes, Osphronemidae. Gene Ontology annotation, molecular function: lactoylglutathione lyase activity; metal ion binding. Bases 92 to 634 code for a protein of 180 amino acids. The record is from RefSeq and is a predicted model, not a curated record.
AUUUCGAAAGUCGCCACCGGAAGUUGAUUGCGUUUGUCAGACUGUCUCGCCAAGUUGAAGUUCUAGCUUCAGCGUUAGUUAGCAAAAAAGAAUGGGCGAUAAAGGUUUAUCAGAGGAGGAAGUGGCUGCAGCUUGUAAAGAUGGAUACCCGAUAACAAAGGAUUUCAUGAUGCAGCAGACUAUGCUGCGGGUUAAAGAUCCAGUUAGGUCAUUGGACUUCUACACCAGAAUCCUGGGCAUGACGCUCCUGCAAAAGUUUGACUUCCCCUCCAUGCGUUUUUCUCUCUACUUCUUGGGCUACGAGGACAAGAAAGAGAUUCCCGCAGAUAUAAAGGAGAGGACGGCAUGGACCUUUUCCAGAAGAGCCACCAUCGAGCUGACACACAACUGGGGAACUGAGAAUGAUGAGUCUCAAUCUUAUCACAACGGAAACUCUGAUCCACGUGGUUUUGGACACAUUGGAAUUGCAGUUCCAGAUGUCAAAGCUGCCUGUAAAAUGUUUGAAGAACAAGGAGUUAAAUUUGUCAAGAAGCCUGAUGAUGGUAAAAUGAAAGGUCUGGCUUUUAUUCAGGACCCCGAUGGCUACUGGAUUGAAAUUCUGAGUCCUAACAACAUGGUGUCCAUUACCUCAUAAAAGCUGACAACGUGCUACCUGCUGCUGCGCAUUCAGGCCCGACUGGCUAUGGCCUCAGUGAAAUAGCAGAACGUCGGAAUUUAGCAAAGCAAUGAGCAGCACGCUGCCUGCGGAGGGUUAGUGAGAAUCACUCAAUGCACAAUGGCAAUCGGUGUCUUUUGGCAUCGGCUGCAUUAAUGGUUGAACAGUUGCGCAAUUAGAUUUAAUACCUGAGUUGUUGUUGUUGUUGUUAUGGAUAAUUACUUUGUAUAGCUGUUUAAGUUUAAGUUCAUCAGAUCCUGCAGCAUGUGUUUUAAAAAGUGACACUGCUGAAGUGAAGCAGUAUUAAUGUGUAAUACUAAUAAAGAGAUGAACCAUAAAGUUUAUUAAAUCAUAGUUUUUACUUGGC